Molecule: messenger RNA, 2322 nt
Organism: Drosophila kikkawai
Lineage: Eukaryota; Metazoa; Arthropoda; Insecta; Diptera; Drosophilidae
Source: RefSeq, a predicted model, not a curated record
AAAGAACAAAAAAUACAUAAAAGUUAUUACGAAAAACCUACAGUAUUUUCACUGCAGGUGACAGUCACGACAGUUCGCAAAGCCAACAACAAAAAACACACCGAAUCUCGUACGUAAGGGUGACUGUAAUUGACUGUCAUAUAAACUGUCGUGCAGUCACCAAAUCCAACAACAAAAUACAUGGACAGUAGGUUUACUGUUAUUCAACCAAAAGAAAUUGUUCAUUUAACCCACCAGAAUUUUUUCUGUGUAGGAAACUCUACACUUCAACGAGCAAUUAGACACGUUUUUAUUUUAUUUUUUUUAAUUAUACAAGACACUCUCCUCUACCUUACUCAACCUCAACUCAUCUCCACUCAUGAAUAUAAAAAUAUAUGUGUGUGUAUAAAUUUGUAAUAAUUAUUAGUUGCCUAGAAUUUUGUAUUUCUUGUUUUGGAAUGCCUUGAUCCUGUGACUCUUGUUCCGUUCCAUCUUAUCUAGCUGCUUGUUAUGGUAGAAAUUCAAUCUGUAAUCUGUACUCUUCUCUAUUCUAUAUUCUAUAAAAAAAAAAAAAAAAAAAAAAAAAAAAAAAAUAAUCUGUAAUCUAAAAAUUUAAGGCGAAACUCGCUUAACUCUGAAUAAAUUAACUAUCUUGUAUUGUUUACUUCCAUUCGGAUUUAUGAAUUGUGUUUUAAAUCAAACAAUUUUAAACAUUGGAAACCUCUCUCAAUCAAACUCAAACCAUCAACUGGACCCAAAAAAAUAUAUAUAUAUCAAACACAACCGACACUCAACUAUUGUAUGUAACCAAAAAACUGCAAAACUAUGAACAAAUAAUCUUGCGACAACAAAUAUUGGCGACUAUCUGAUCUUGCAUGAAAUCGAAAUCAAAUAAUGAAAACCGAGAAAUCUCCUCUACUGUGCGCUACCUUUUGUAAUAAUCAAGUGUUUGGUACGACCUCGUUUUCCCUGACGGUUGAAGGCAUGGGUCCCUAUCCGCUGAGCGAUAGCACCAAUCUCCUGGGUCCCGGAUCGAGCAGCUAUGGUCCUGGUGGCGGAGUCCUUGGCUCCGUGGCCGGAUCUGGUCAGUGCUACACGAACUACGGCACCAAUCUGCAAACGCCGCAGCCGGCGAGAAAGUGCCACUACGAUGAGGUCGACGACUACAAUUUCCGCCGACAUUCGGCGCACGGAAGGAUGUCAUUACGCAAGUGAAGGGGAAACUGCUGAACUUGGGACCAACUAUCAAAAAAAAGUAUCAAGCGAAACCGAUUGGCUAAGUAAAGAAAAGUCGCACCACUAACUCUCUGAAUAACACACAAAAUAUUUUACAAAAAUGUACACCCAACUCACACUCACUCGCUGAAAAGAUCAGAAAAAAAAAGUGCCAAUAAUGCGUCUAAAACGAGACACAAAUUAAACUCGAAUCACUCUAAUCCCAUGACAUUUUCAUUCAAAAUCGUUAUGAAUCAUAUUACUUUUAAAAGCCAACUAAUUACCACAAACACAAACGUUCAUUUUCAUGCCAAUUCAAAAUGUUUAACUAGAAAUAUUCUCUUUGAAAUAGAAAGUUGAAGCGAAUUGAAAUAAAAUAAGAUGCAUUUGUGGUGAUAAAAGUAAGAUUUGAUUACUGAUUAAAGACUGUUAGUUUUAAUUUAAACUAAAAAUUAAUUUAAAGCCUGAGAAAUCUCUAAAGAUAAUUCCUAAAUUUGUCAUUAAAUAGUUGUAAAUAUAAAUCAUUGCUUACUUUUUUGCCAAUUUUAUUGCAGACUUUGUUAAUAAUUUUUAAACAAAUUUUUAAUUCUCUUAUUGCCACUGCAACUGUAUCUCUGAAAUCGGUCAUUAAAAAUCCUUCAAAUUAAAAAAAGAGAAAUAUUUCCACAAUGAAAAUCAUUUCAGUAAAUUAAUUAAUCAAUCAAUCAGACCAUCAAUCAAGCAGCAGCCCUUUUUCGAGUUCAUCAACGCCCUGUGGAGGCCCUGUGUUUUGUGUGCAUGGAAAGUUGGAUGUUUUUAUGGCCGCCAACAUAAUUAUUGCAUGCGUAUUAUUGGCAUGGACUUUUUUGCAUGCACCAUUUUAAUUAGUCGUAGUAGUGAAACGCCCAAAAAACCAAUACAAAAAAAAAAACAAUUAAAAAAUAAAACGAAAAAAUAUAUAAAAUUAAAUACUAACGAUCCAGAGGAACCCCAGCAAUUUGGCAAACCAUAUUAAUUGCUUCUCUUUUGUGUUCUCGACUUUGGUAUAUUUUUUGUAUUGUGCUUUUAUUGCCCACCUCCGCCCAAUGCCACCAACAACAACAACAACAACAACAUCGUUGACCCACUGCAGCUGCAUCCGAGCGAUUU